Messenger RNA from Kogia breviceps (pygmy sperm whale), 3150 nucleotides. Lineage: Eukaryota; Metazoa; Chordata; Mammalia; Artiodactyla; Physeteridae. The record is from RefSeq and is a predicted model, not a curated record.
CGCCGCGCUGAGCAGCCGCCGAGACCCUCACUCGCUCGUUGGGCGGCAGCGCGGGCACCGGGGCGACCAUGGCGGGCAUCGCGGUCAAGCUGGCGAGGGACCGGGAGGCGGCCGAGGGGCUGGGCUCGCACGAGAGGGCCGUCAAGUACCUCAACCAGGACUACGCGGCGCUGCGGGACGAGUGCCUGGAGGCCGGGACGCUCUUCCAGGACCCGUCCUUCCCGGCCCUCCCGUCUUCCCUGGGCUUCAAGGAGUUGGGACCCUACUCCAGCAAGACCCGGGGCAUCGAGUGGAAGCGGCCCACGGAGAUCUGCGAUGAUCCCCAAUUUAUUAUCGGAGGAGCCACUCGCACAGACAUCUGCCAAGGAGCCCUGGGUGACUGCUGGCUACUGGCAGCCAUUGCCUCCCUCACCUUGAAUGAAGAAAUCCUGGCUCGAGUCGUCCCUUUGGACCAGAGCUUCCAGGAGAACUACGCGGGGAUCUUCCACUUCCAGUUCUGGCAGUACGGCGAGUGGGUGGAGGUGGUGGUGGACGACAGGCUGCCCUCCAAGGACGGGGAGCUGCUCUUCGUGCACUCGGCAGAGGGCAGCGAGUUCUGGAGCGCGCUGCUGGAGAAGGCCUACGCCAAGAUCAAUGGGUGUUACGAAGCCCUCUCUGGGGGUGCCACCACUGAGGGCUUCGAGGACUUCACCGGAGGCAUCGCCGAGUGGUAUGAGUUAAGGAAGGCCCCUCCCAACCUGUUCAAGAUCAUCCAGAAGGCUCUGCAGAAAGGCUCUCUCCUUGGCUGCUCCAUCGAUAUCACCAGUGCUGCAGACUCGGAGGCCAUCACCUUCCAGAAGCUGGUGAAGGGGCACGCGUACUCGGUCACCGGCGCCGAGGAGGUGGAAAGCAGAGGAAGCCUGCAGAAGCUGAUCCGUAUCCGGAACCCCUGGGGAGAGGUGGAGUGGACCGGGCAGUGGAACGACAACUGCCCAAACUGGACCACUAUUGACCCAGAGGUGAGGGAAAGGCUGACCAGACGGCAUGAAGAUGGGGAAUUCUGGAUGUCUUUCAGCGACUUCCUGAGGCACUAUUCCCGCCUGGAGAUCUGCAACCUGACCCCGGACACGCUGACCAGUGACACCUACAAGAAGUGGAAACUCACCAAGAUGGAUGGGAACUGGAGGCGGGGCUCCACCGCGGGCGGCUGCAGGAACUACCCGAAUACCUUCUGGAUGAACCCUCAGUACCUGGUCAAGUUGGAGGAGGAGGACGAGGACGAGGAGGACGGGGAGAACGGCUGCACCUUCCUGGUGGGUCUCAUCCAGAAGCACCGGCGGCGGCAGAGGAAGAUGGGCGAGGACAUGCACACGAUAGGCUUCGGCAUCUAUGAGGUACGGGGGGGCUUGACGGGACAGACCAACAUCCACCUCAGCAAGAGCUUCUUCCUGACGCACCGGGCGAGGGAGCGGUCGGACACCUUCAUCAACCUGCGGGAGGUGCUCAACCGCUUCAAGCUGCCCCCCGGGGAGUACGUCCUGGUGCCGUCCACCUUCGAGCCCAACAAGGACGGCGACUUCUGCAUCCGGGUCUUUUCCGAGAAGAAAGCUGACUACCAAGUUGUCGACGAUGAAAUCGAGGCCAACCUUGAAGAGAUUGAUGUCAGCGAGGACGACAUCGAUGACGGGUUCAGGAGACUGUUUGCCCAGCUGGCAGGGGAGGAUGCAGAGAUCUCCGCCUUUGAGUUGCAGACAAUCCUGAGAAGAGUUCUGGCAAAGCGCCAAGAUAUCAAGUCAGACGGCUUCAGCAUAGAGACCUGCAAAAUCAUGGUUGACAUGCUUGACUCGGAUGGGAGUGGCAAGCUGGGUCUGAAGGAGUUCUACAUUCUUUGGACCAAGAUUCAGAAAUACCAAAAAAUUUACCGGGAAAUUGACGUGGACAGGUCCGGAACCAUGAACUCCUAUGAGAUGCGGAAAGCAUUAGAAGAAGCAGGUUUCAAGAUGCCCUGUCAGCUCCACCAGGUCAUCGUUGCUCGGUUUGCAGACGACCAGCUCAUCAUCGAUUUUGACAAUUUUGUUAGGUGUUUGGUUCGACUGGAAACCCUAUUCAGGAUAUUUAAGCAGCUGGACCCCGAGGAUACUGGUAUGAUCCAGCUUGACCUUAUCUCUGUAAGUCAGCAGCUUCCCGGCCCCUGCUCCUAGGGGACGGGCGGGGGAGAAGGGCUGUUACUUGGGCGACAGAGAUCUGUGGCUUUUGGUCUGUCGGGGUCGGGCUGUAAAUUGUUGUAAGAUCCCACAGUGCACCUCUUGGCAGUCAUUUCCCAACUGCCCACUGAUUCUCGAGUCCAAGAAAACACACCUGGUCACUCCUCCCAGAGGCUUUGCCUUGAGAAUAGCACAAGGUUAAAAUAAGAAGAGGGUGGCUGCAGAAUCCCUCUUAGAAAAAUGACCGACCUGCUAAUUAGCAUGCAUGGGAGAAGAUGCUUAUUAUGCAGAGAAACCCUUUGGAUGAAAUUUAAGUGGGUCUUUGGAAGAUGUCAUUCUUAGAUCUACUUAAAAUACUUUCUGCACAAAUUACUUUUCUCUACUUCCUCCACCUUUAAAAAUACAAUAACCAUAGUAGAUAAGCUUACCAUAUAUAAUGAUUGUGCUCAUGUGUCUGGAACCCCAGCACUGGCCGCCUCUGAAACGAUCAUCAAUCGAAAUUCACUUGGUAUGCCAAUUCCACAGAAAGCAGAGCGCAAAAUGUUCUCUUGUCAUCCGAAGACAGAAAGUUCUCUCACUUCAAAGAAGGAAGCCAGCUGGGGUUACUUUUCACCCUCGCCCGUCUCCAGCUUGCAUUUCCUCUGUCCAAGGGGGAACUGAGCUUGGAGCAACACAGGCUACAGAGACUGGGGUUGGGUGGCCAGUGCUAGGUAGGAAUGACCAAGUCCCAGGGACCAGAGAGGAGCAGAGUGGUAAGAAGGUCAAGGGUAAGGGACCGGCAGGCACCUCCUUCCAUUGAAUUUUGGACUCUGGAGGAAGCCAGCAACUAAAUAGCUCUUUCACUCUGGUAUUAUGCAUUUUAAAGUAACGUGAGCUAACUGCAAAAUACAUUUUAGCUGGUUCCAAAGAACACUAACUUGCUUAAAACUCUAUGUAGCUCAGGAAAUAAUCCUCCCCUGAGACUGCA